GCGAAACACGGACACAUACGGCAAUCUUUCUUUCUCGUAAGCAACACGAUUUCGUUACAUUAGCAUACGGCAGAGCAAAAGUUUCCGUAGAAACACAAAUUGAAACAUAUAGACAGUGCGUGUACAAAUUGCGAAGCAGAACGAACAACAGAAAUAAAAAUUAUAUCUUAAACUAUAUAACACAGGCUAGUGUCAACUUCUAACAUUCUAAUGGUAUUAUUCUUUCGAAUUUUGUCGAUCAAUCUAAUUCGUCCUUUCAUAUAUAUAUAAUUGAAUCAAACAAACGGAACAAAUUUUAUACUCGUGCUACAUAGCCACACAUACACGGCGACUCGUUGAAGAAAGCGGUAGCAACACUCAAUUAAUCGAUUUGCGUAUUUAAAUUUUUGCAACGCAAAAACCAACUAUAACUAUACUACGACGAAUUUCGUGGAAUUGGUGAGAAAAUGAUGAAGAAUCAGCAAAUAUUCGUAACCGUUUUGGUGUUGUCCAUUUGUCAAUGGUCAGUUAUUGCGGGCCUAACCGAUGAAACAUCAAAAGGACCUACUCCACUGACCAAUUUAACAACAGUUGCACCUACAGAUACCAACACAACUACUUCUUCACCAACACCACCUCCAACGACUACUACAGUGGCACCAACAACAACAACAACAACAACAACAUCAUCAACAACAUCAUCAACAACACCAUCGACGACAACAUCAUCAACAACCCCAACGCCUUCAAACAGCACAACAGUUGCUCCAUCGACAACACCAAAACCAACUCCUGCACCUCAUCCAUGUGGUGGCUUCAGUGGUUCAUCAUUCAUUGGAGGCAUCGUAUUAACCAUUGGUAUGAUUGCCAUCGGCUUUGUCGCCCAUAAAAUUUAUAAAUCAAAAUUCGACCGUAAUUAUCACACGCUGUAAGAGGUGGAUGUAUGUAGAAUAACAUAAAACUACAACAAACAACAAACAACAACAACAAAAAAAACACUCAUGCAACACACAUCUGUGUACAUACUUGAUUUCUCGAGUUUAAUUUCCCUGUAAUCUCAGACAUUAUAUUUUUCUUCUCCAA
Messenger RNA from Contarinia nasturtii (swede midge), 1062 nucleotides. Its product is annotated as integumentary mucin C.1-like. Gene Ontology annotation, cellular component: cytoplasmic vesicle. The record is from RefSeq and is a predicted model, not a curated record. The coding region runs from base 447 to 911 and encodes 154 amino acids. Lineage: Eukaryota; Metazoa; Arthropoda; Insecta; Diptera; Cecidomyiidae. The transcript has 6 exons.